CUCUCUCUCUCUGAGCUUCACUUCACUUCACACCUACCACCUUGUAGAUUGUAGACCCUCUUUCAUCUCCAUCACCUUCUCUCUGUCUGAAACAAAUUAACAACAGACAUUCUUUCAUUCCUUCAAAACCCAGCCUCACUCUGCAUUUUCAGCUCCAAGAACCAGUCAGUGUCUCUAAACUUUCAAACUUUUUGCUUCUUCAGAUUGAAACAGAGUAAAAAGACUGUUGCUUUUUCCAGUUCCAAUGGCAGCUCUCACUGUCACUCUGAUCAGCUUCUUCCUCCUCCGCCUGACCACCACCACCACUUGUCACCGCCACCUCCUCCACCAGCCUUUCUUCCCAGUCGAAUCAAACCCACCAACCGCGUCACCAUCUUCCUCUCCUCACCCCUCCCCACUUCCCAAAAUGCCCUUCUCCUCCGCCACCUCCUCCUCCCAAACACCGCCUGACGAUGACAAGCCCUUCUUCCCCUCCUUGAAACCCACACCGCCGCCUCCCUCCCCAACUGCCCUCACCUCCUUUCCCGCCAACAUUUCCUCCAUCCUCUUCCCCCAACCCUCCUCCACCUCCCCCCACCGCCACGUCAUCGCCAUCGUCGCCACCGUCUCCGUCGCCGCCGUCCUCAUCAUCGCCUCCGCCGCUGCAUUUCUUCUCUACCGCCGCCGACGCAAGCUCGACCCGAACUACUCCUCCGACAAGGCCUCAAGAACCGACAGCCUCCGCCUGUUCCCGCCAAACACCGUCACCUCCGACGGAGCUCACAAGCACCGCGCCACCCCCAACAGAACCACCGAGAACUUCCUCUACCUCGGCACAUUAUCCAACGCUCAAGUCACCGACGACCAAAGCGUCGCCACCACCAGCAAUGCCAGCUCCAAGUUCGGGGUUUCUUCUAGCCGGUCCGGCUCGCCGUAUCAGCAAAUGGGCUCGCCGGAGCUGACUCCGCUUCCGCCGCUACCCAAGCACAACUUCAGGCAGAGCUACAAGCACGAACUUGGUUGCGACGAUGAUGAAGGGGAAGAGGAGUUCUUUUCUCCGAGAGGGUCUUCUGCUAGUCCCAAAAACGUCGCCGGAGUAAGCUCAGGUAGAGUGUUCGAGGCUGUUGAAGGUGAGAACUUGGGAAGCAGAAGCUUCAAUUCAAGGACUGCUUCGUACCCAUGUUCAAAAUCUGCUUCUCCAGCAAGCUCCGUGUCUAACAUUGUCUCACCACAGCUUAAUAUAAGUCCCACAAGCUUGAAAUCGAACUCACCGGACUCGGUGAUCAACUUGAUGGCACCAUCGACUCAGCCUGCUCCGAUUCCGGUGGCAGUGUCUCGGUCAUUGUCUUCGUCGUCUACUAUUUCAGAGAGAGUUUCAGGGAAUGUUCAGAAUUCCCCCGACUUUUUGACGCAGAUGAAGCAGUCGCUGUUGAGAAAUAACAGUGCCCCUAAGCGGUUUGUUCCAAUAAGACUGCCUCCGCCGCCUCCUCCUCCGCCACCGCCACCGCCGAGGUUUUGGGAAGCUCCGCCGACUCCAGUGGUGAAUGCUGGCCAACCUUUUCAUGUCACGCCUUCCACGGCUGGUGAACCAUCAGAGAAGAAUGACGUUGAGGAAAAAAGUGAGGAAACUCCAAGGCCAAAGUUGAAGCCUUUACAUUGGGACAAAGUUAGGGCAAGCUCAGACCGCGCCAUGGUGUGGGAUCAGUUAAAAUCGAGCUCCUUUCAAUUGAAUGAGGAAAUGAUCGAGACACUUUUUGUGGUAAACAAUUCAAGUUUGGCACCCAAAGAAAAUGCUCGGCGACAGAUUUUGCCCUCUCUAAAUCAGGAGAACCGUGUGCUGGAUCCAAAGAAGUCUCAGAAUAUUGCAAUUUUGUUAAGGGCGCUCAAUGUUACCAUUGAUGAAGUCUGUGAAGCACUCUUGGAAGGUAAUACGGAUUCUCUCGGGACUGAGCUUCUUGAAAGUUUAAUAAAGAUGGCACCAACCAAAGACGAAGAGCGUAGGCUAAAAGAGUUCAAGGAUGAAUCACCUUUUAAGCUUGGGCCAGCGGAGAAAUUUCUGAAGGCAGUGCUUGACGUACCUUAUGCAUUUAAGAGGGUGGAUGCAAUGUUGUACAUUACCAAUUUUGAUUCAGAAGUAGACUAUCUUAGAAGGUCUUUUGAGACAUUGGAGGCAGCAUGUGAAGAAUUGAAGAGCAGCAGAAUGUUCUAUAAGCUUCUUGAAGCAGUGCUCAAAACUGGGAACCGCAUGAAUGUUGGCACCAAUCGUGGCGAUGCCCAUGCCUUCAAGCUUGACACACUCCUCAAGCUGGUAGAUGUGAAGGGCACUGAUGGAAAAACUACUCUGUUGCAUUUCGUUGUACAAGAGAUCAUCAGAGCUGAAGGUUCUCGGCUCUCAGGCAUGAAUGAGAAUGUAACAGCUGAGUGCAGUCAACAAUCUUCUUUCCGGGAUGAUGUUGAGUUUAGGAAGCUUGGCCUGCAAGUUGUUUCGGGAUUGAGUGGGGAGCUCAUCAAUGUAAAGAAAGCUGCUGGCAUGGAUUCAGAUGUGCUGAGCAAUGAAGUUGCAAAGAUUGCUGGUGGAGUUACAAAAAUAGAAGAAGUUGUAAAGCUAAUUGAAGGAAGUGCGUUGAGAGAGAGUAGCCAGAAGUUCUUUGGCUCCAUGAAUGAGUUCUUGAAUAAGGCAAGGGAAGGGAUUGUGAUGAUUCAAGCUCAAGAGAAACUUGCAUUCUGUAUGGUGAGGGAAAUAACAGAAUAUUUCCAUGGGAACUCAGCUAAAGAAGAAGCUCAUCCUUUCCGGAUUUUCACGGUGGUGAGGGAUUUCCUUUCAAUUCUAGAUCAAGCAUGUAAGGUGGUCGGCAAAGUUAAUGAAAGAACCAUAGUCGGGUCAGCACGUCAAUUUUCAAUUGCCAUGAAUCCAACCGUGACACCAGUGUUUCCUGGACCUAGUACCAAGCAGCAGCAUGGUUCCUCGGAUGAUGAAACCUUGGUUUGAUGGUAGUUUUCAGU
Argentina anserina (silverweed cinquefoil) is the source of this 2982-nucleotide messenger RNA. Its product is annotated as formin-like protein 2. Gene Ontology annotation, biological process: actin nucleation; actin cytoskeleton organization. Gene Ontology annotation, molecular function: actin filament binding. Lineage: Eukaryota; Viridiplantae; Streptophyta; Magnoliopsida; Rosales; Rosaceae. The record is from RefSeq and is a predicted model, not a curated record. The coding region runs from base 245 to 2968 and encodes 907 amino acids. The transcript is spliced from 4 exons.